Molecule: messenger RNA, 1407 nt
Organism: Penicillium canescens
Lineage: Eukaryota; Fungi; Ascomycota; Eurotiomycetes; Eurotiales; Aspergillaceae
Exons: 2
Coding region: 1-1407 (468 amino acids)
Source: RefSeq, a predicted model, not a curated record
AUGGUAUCAUCUGAGCCAAACACUCUAGUCUCUGACAGCGCCCAUGGACCCGAUAUUUCUGAUAAUGACCCUGUUGAUUGGGAUGCAUGGCUCACAUCAGAGGCACUCGACAAUGAAGAAUAUCUGGCUACCUCACAAUGCAGCUUUAUCAACAUGGAAGACUGUACUGAGCGUCAGCCUUUACUGAAACAUGCCCCUCAGCUUCAUUCUAAACUGCCAGAAAUCUCUCUGCUAUCAGAUGGGAGUUUAAUGUUGACGCAGUCCACAGACAGCAACAAAGAGACAACGACAACAGGUCUCCGAACGUCAAGUCUAGGCGCAUAUUCUUCUCCGAAAAGUGAAAACACAGAAAUGCAACCCCUCAUGAUCAACGAAAAAGAACAACUCAAGUGUUCAAAGUCCAGUGAAGAUCAUUCUAGUGCUUUCGGCCUUGAGAAUCGGCACCAGAGAAGAGUCCUCACUUCACCAGAUCUCAAGUUUCUGGAAACACAAGAGACCGGAAGAGGAAGCUUUCACAAAUACAAGCCAGUCGAUAACCGGACCCAGGCAGUUGAGUACGUUGACUGCAUUCAAACAAUAUGUCAGAUUGCAACUGGCGAGACAAUGAGCGAGAAACAAGCUCGAGACGUCGAAGACUGCGGGGAGAGUCUGAUCACAAUUAUACAAUCCGACAGCCCGAUUGCCGCAUUUAAGCCUCUUUUAGUCAACUGUCACCUGCAUACCUUACCUAGUGUUGACAUGUAUGGCUUGAAUUCGUCCCUGACGGCAUGCGUGGCAUAUCUGAGGUACUUGAACUCGGUCACUGGUUCAGUUUCGAAGUCAGACGAUGUGAAUCGCCGCCUUGCCCAGAUUUGGAUCCAUAUUCAUUUCGAAAAUCAUGUCAAUGAUUUGAAGGAAAGUGAGAAAAACGGUCUUCCGCUUAACCGACAACGUCGGGCAAUUCCCACGAUAGCCAGAGAUUCUAUCUUACAGGCUUUUCAUGGGAGCCCAUUCGUGCCGCAAAAAAAAGAUCGCGACUUUUUGAGCGAUCAAUGCCGCUGGGGCGAGCGUUGGUGGAAAGUUGCUACCUGCAUGGGACUUGGUGUGAUUUUACUAGCUAGUGAAGACUUGGCAAAUCAAAUAGGCAGAAGAACAGCUUUUCAGAAUAAAAUGGUAGACACGUUGGCCAUUUAUGUUCUCAAUCGCUACCCAGCUCUGACCAGUCUUUAUCGAUCGUUUGAGUCUAUGGCAGUAGGCCUCAUGCUUGGAGGUGAUAAUGUCUUUUCCCAGGACCAGCUAAACAUCUUCCUCGAGGCGCUCGUGGAGGAUGAAGCAAACUCAUGCAAGCUAGAAAGAUGGGUGGUUCCAAACCUCAAAUCUCUAUCUAGACUUGCUGCUUCCCACCUAAUCUUUCUGCAGAGAUUCUAA